Molecule: messenger RNA, 763 nt
Organism: Chenopodium quinoa (quinoa)
Lineage: Eukaryota; Viridiplantae; Streptophyta; Magnoliopsida; Caryophyllales; Amaranthaceae
Product: guanine deaminase-like
Exons: 4
Coding region: 155-652 (165 amino acids)
Biological process (GO): purine nucleoside catabolic process
Molecular function (GO): guanosine deaminase activity; zinc ion binding
Source: RefSeq, a predicted model, not a curated record
ACAACUAUUUUUAAUCAAUUAUUAUCCCAGCAAACAAACAGGCUGUAAAAGAUGUUUGGGACAUAUUUAUCCUUCCAUUCAACACUUUCUCUAUGUUUAUGUCCCAAUUUCUGAAUACUCAGAAUUCUGUUCAUUGUUGAUCUGCAUUCAAAUCAUGGAGUAUCCUAAUACUGUACAGGAUAGAGAUGAGAAAUUCUUGACAAAAGCAAUAGAGGAAGCUUACAAGGGGGUGGAAUGUGGACAUGGGCGCCCCUUUGGUGCUGUUAUUGUUUGUAACGACGAAGUAGUGGUCAGCUGUCACAACAUGGUGUCGAAAAACAAAGACCCAACUGCACACGCAGAGACCACGGCUAUAAGAGAGGCAUGUAAUAAGCUUGAUCGAAUUGAGCUGUCAGAUUGUGAAAUGUAUGCAUCUUGUGAGCCAUGUUCAAUGUGCUUUGGCGCUAUACAACUUUCGAGAAUUAAGAGGUUAAUGUAUGGUGCUAAGGCUGAAGCUUCGAUAGCAAAGGGCUAUAAAGCUUCCAUUUCUAAUGCAUUGAGGGGCACUGGAGUUUAUCAAACGACGACUGACAUCGAGAUCAAACAAGCUGAUGGCAAUCUAGCCAUCAUUGCUGAACAAGUAUUUGAGAAAUUUCCUAAAUCCAGUGCUUAAUAAUAAGUACAGCAGUCAGUCAAUUUUCGAAUUUUGUAAAAUGACUCCAUUUCUCCACCAAUGUGGGGAUUAAGAACUUUUAUUAUCUUCAAUGAAGAUGUUCAUGAAUUA